CUCUCUCUCUCUCUCUCUCUCAUCCCGUCAGCAAGAACAGCGGCUGUGCCUCUUAAAGCUGAUUAAAAUAUCUAUUUGCUCCUGUGAUGAGUGGAUAAACCACCUGACAUUCCCGCUGUAGGACAACGGCAGCUCACAAACAAGUUUCUCUUCUCUGUCCUUUCAUUACAGCCACACAACAUGAGGCGGGACCCCGAAGUGGUCACCGGGAUCACGUCGUCUUAACCUGCUGCACUUGGACUUUAUUUCUCGUGACGUGACCGAAUGACUUGAGUGAAAAAUGAACAAAACAAAGCCUCGGUCGACCACCGCGCUGCCGCCGGACACCAUGGACAUCAUCCGGAGCAAGACUCACUCCCGCCGGGUGAGACUCAACGUGGGUGGCCUCCUCCACGAAGUCCUGUGGAGGACGCUGGACAGACUGCCUCGCACCAGACUGGGCAAACUGAGGGACUGCAACACGCACGACUCCAUCAUGGAGAUAUGUGACGACUACACCCUGGACAACAACGAGUACUUUUUCGACAGACACCCGGGGGCCUUCACCUCCAUCCUCAACUUUUACCGCACCGGCAAGUUGCACAUGAUGGAGGAAAUGUGCGCCCUGUCUUUCAGUCAAGAGUUGGACUUUUGGGGCAUCGACGAGAUCUACCUGGAGUCCUGCUGCCAGGCCAGGUAUCACCAGAAGAAGGAGCAGAUGAACGAGGAGCUGAAGCGCGAGGCCGAGAACAUGAGGGAGCGGGAGGGGGAGGAGUUUUCUACUACGUGUUGUUCUGAGAAGAGGAAGAAACUCUGGGACCUCCUGGAGAAACCGAGCUCGUCGUUUGCUGCCAAGGUAAAUAAAACCCGCGGCCCCAAAACACAUACACACGCACAGGCCGCGACCCUCCAGCAGAUGGCGCUCUAGGCAACCACCUGCAUCUCCUUUUGCCAAGAGCUCUGGCUCUGACACCACGUACAGAAACAAACAGCACUGAAAAGGUCAGACGUUUCAAAUAAGAAGUUCCUGAAGUUAAAAAGUUAAAAACAAACAAACAAACAAACAAACAAACAAACAAACCCCCACAGACUCACGUCCAGCGACUGUCAGACUGUGAGCCUUAUUAUUAUUGUUGUUGUUGCUGCAGUGUUUCCUUGUUACUUUUAUCCUGAAGCAGCAGUUUUUUUUUUUUUGGUUUUUUUUUUUUGGUCUGUCAUUUUCAGCAGACUUUUUUACAGAGAAAAGAAAAAUAAUAAUAAUAAGAAGAAAAAACAGAUGAGGCUGAAAAAAGCAGAGAAACAUUAAAGGUUUCUGCAGCGACUCUGAGUGCAGUGAAAAGUUUUAUCCAACGUGAGUGACUUUCUUAAAGGAAUAGUACGCAACAAUUAUUGCUAUAGCUGUUAUAAACAUAGGGUGAGGUAGUAGGUCAGGAACGUUUAAGUAGGAUCU
This is a messenger RNA of Cynoglossus semilaevis (tongue sole), 1429 nucleotides long. Its product is annotated as potassium voltage-gated channel subfamily B member 1-like. Gene Ontology annotation, biological process: potassium ion transmembrane transport; protein homooligomerization; action potential. NCBI's taxonomy places the organism in Eukaryota, Metazoa, Chordata, Actinopteri, Pleuronectiformes, Cynoglossidae. Gene Ontology annotation, cellular component: voltage-gated potassium channel complex; membrane. The transcript has a single exon. The record is from RefSeq and is a predicted model, not a curated record. Bases 281 to 907 code for a protein of 208 amino acids. Gene Ontology annotation, molecular function: protein binding; delayed rectifier potassium channel activity.